AGCGCGAGAUGCACCGAGACGGCUCCGCAGGAGCUAGUAAAUCCCGUUACCAUAGUAACGAGAAGGUGGAACCACUGGGUUUUUUUUAGCCUCGUUUGCGCCGUGAGGCCACGUGACACGGCGCCGGGGAAUGGGGGUACUUCCUGUUUGAAGCGAGCUGCUGUUGUCAAUUUCAACAAAAUGGCUGCUGGAGGAUCGCAAACGAACGCGCAGUAAACGCCUUUAUGUCACUACAGAGCAAUUUAAAUGGACAUCUCGGAGUUUCUCUCCACUCGGAGCACGUAAUUCGUUUGCAUGCGUGUUAACGAGAUAAAUGCACGGUGGAAGAAAAAAACGCCCCCCCCCCCACCACCACCACCACUACUACUACCACCACCACCACCACCACCACUCCGGCCCGUUUCGCACUUUUAUCGCCUUGUCGACAUGAACACGUCACUGAAAAAGCGCAGAGCGCGCGGUGUGGCGGUGUAGCUGCUGCACGCGCCGAAAACAAGUGCUGAGAUAUUCGUUCGCGUGCUCUAAAGCAAAAGCCGUCGGGUUCUCUGUUUGCACUGGCGGUUUGUUGUGAGUUUUAUUAUUGUUAUUAUUAUUUUGCUUUGUUUUCCUGCGAAAAUGUCGAGCUGAAUCCCUGAACUGGAAAAGACGAGCUAGGUGUUUGACUGCAGUGUUUCAGCUGGACCGUAUCGCGAGCUGCGCCAGACUGGCUGAAGUGUCAGUGCGGGGAUAGAGCACUUCUCCGGACAGAAAAGCGCCAUUGCUGGACGUGUGACUCAAGUUGGGAGACAAGGCAAGAAACACAAGAAGAGAUACAUUUGAUGGAAGAAAAGAAAAAGAAAAAGCAAGAAGAAAAGAAGAAAAAGGAAGCUGCUCAGAAAAAGGCUGCUGAACAGGAAACCAAAGUGCCAGACUCUGCCAAACACAGCCCUGCCCCUCUUCCCCCUGCCAACCCCAGCGCUACCAACCCCUCUGUGUCCUUGGCCAGCAGCAGUGGUGCCAAUGGCAAGCGUGCGCCCUCCAGCACCCAGCAGCAGCAGCAGUCGGCAGUACAACGCUACCCGCCUCGAGAGGUGCCACCACGUUUCCGCCAGCACGAGCACAAGCAGCUAUUGAAGAGAGGACAACCUCUGCCUGCUGGGAGUCCUGCUGUUGUGCUGCCGUCCUCAACCAGCCCUACUGUGCAGUCCUUCCCCAGCCAGUCACACCCAGACCUGCCCUUGCAGAGUGGCCGUUCAGCACAGUAUGAGAGUCCCCACUGGGGACAUACACCCAUCAACUGCAGUGCUACUAUAGUCACAACCGGUAACAGUAGCUGGGAUCAACUGAUUAUAGACAAAAGUGAUAAAGAGGAGUGUCCUUCUAUUUCUCGCAGCGAAAGCCACAUCCCUGCAGGAUGCACAUCAGACACUGAGAUUGUCAACAUCAACAGCAACAAAGACAGCAUGAGCAUGGCCACAGGGGGCAGCCAGCAAGGACACUUUUCCACUAAUCAUCCCAGUAAAGCCAGUAACAGCCACUCAGGAGGAAUCCUCUCCAGCCAGAGUGGGGUCAGUAGAGGCUGGGGCUCUGGCCCAUCUCCUGCCGUUGCUGGAGAAGGAAAAAGUGAUGGCAGCGGUGCAUCAUUGGGAGCCAGGACCUGGGGCUCCUCCAACUUUAACUUGAAUUUGAAUCCCAACGCCAACCCCUCUGCCUGGCCAGUCUUGGGACAUGAGGGGACAGGCGUGGGUGGCAGCUCUGCAGUAUCCAACCAAGCUCCUUCUAAUAUCUGCAGCCAACCGGGUGCUCCAUCCUCUGGACCCAGCAGUAGUGGCAAUUUAGUUAGUGGCAAUGGCAAUUCUGCUGGAAAUUCUGGUAAUGUUAAUAGCAGCACCGCCUGGGGUGGUAUGGUGUCUAGUGACACCUCUGAGCCACACUCCUCACCUUCCACGAAUGUGUCUUUUAGCUCUGAACCUCAGAACCUUAACACUGAAGGACCAAAUCACACUAAGAAAGAGCCCAUGAGCCCUGCCAAUAGUCUGCCUAACUGGGGUGUCACCCCUGUUGGCAUGGGCUCUUUUGUCCAAUCUCCAGCAGGAAGUUCACAGGUCAAUGGCGAGGAGGGGUCCGUGUGGGGUAAUGGAGAUGCCAAGACUUCCAAUAGCUCUAAGGACUCGGGCUGGAAUUCCGGAAGUGGUUGGGGUCAAGGAGUAGCUUCAGGUACCCCUGGCUGGGGACAAGCCUCAUCCAAUGGGGACUGGGGCAAGCAUUCCAGUGAAUCUAAAGGGUGGGAGUCUGCAGGAUCUCCCAGUCAAGAGCAGCCACUCAGUUCUUGGGGUAGUGGGGCCAAUGCUCCAGCUAGUGAGGGAAGCAGUGAUAGCAUGGAUGGUCAUUCUCACAGGAGGGAACACUCAAGAGAUAUGGCCCCACCUCUGCUGCCUGCCCAGGACAUGGACCCAAGGGUUCUGUGCAACACAGGGUGGGGACAGACCCCUGUACGUCAGCACACAGCCUGGGAGACGGAAGAAGCUGCACGCUCAAAUCAGAAGAAUGAUGUUGGUACUGAAGCCUGGGGCUCAUCUUCAAAUGCACCUCAUAUGGCACAACCACCAUCUCAUGGUAAUGUCAAUCCAAGUUCUGGACCUGACUCUGGGGGCAAGAGUGAUGUGCAUCGCCCUGUUGCAGCAGCUACAUCAGGCUGGGGAACAUCUCCCAGUCAAUCAUGCUCUGGAUGGGGUGACAACACCAAGAAACCCCCUAUUGGUCAUGGUGGUUGGGGCAACCCUCCACAAGGUGGCCACAGUGGUAGCUUGCAAAAAAGUGGGCAGUCCUGGGGCUCUGAAGACAAGUCUCCUACAUGGGAUGACUCCCACGCCAAGGGUAAACCUCAGGGUUGGGGUGAAGGCCCCAAGCCAUCCCAUGGUUGGGGCUCCGACCCAGGAGGGGACAGUGGUGCUGGUGAUGAGUGGGGUGACUCUGGAGAAGGAAAGAAGAAUGGACCAUCCAGCUCUUCCUGGGAGGGAGAUGGAACAGGAUGGAAAGAAAGCCCUCGUGGUUGGGGAAAACCAUCCCCAGGUGGAGGCUGGGGAGAUGCACAACGCUCCAAUGCCUCAACACAGGGAUGGAGCAACAAGUCUCAGGAGGGUGGCAAUGGCAGUAAUGCUGGUGGAAGCAUGGGUUCAUGGGGAGGUUCAGGCUCUCUCAAACAGAGUGGUUCUGGUUGGGGAGGAAGCAAUGGGGGAGGAGUAAAACAUAAUGCUGCAGAGCCCACAGGAUGGGAAGAGCCCUCCCCACCCUCCAUCCGACGCAAGAUGGAAAUUGAUGAUGGUACCUCAGCUUGGGGUGAUCCAAGCAGUUAUAAUAAGACAGUUAACCUGUGGGACAGGAACAAUCCUGGAAUGCAGAGUAAAACAGGCUCUGGAAAUGCCAACAAUCCCCCCAGCAACCAUCACCACCACACCCACCAUAAUCAACCUCCAUUGCAGGGACAUGGAGGAGGGCCAGUUGUAACCAACAGCCAUAUCACUCCUGACAAUACAAGCCCACAUCAAGCUGUGGCUCCUCAUAGCAGAGCACCCCUGAUGACCACAGGAUGGGGAGAAAUGCCUAAUGUCCAUGCCAAACCUGAGCCCUCAUGGGGAGAGCCAGUGCCCCCUCCAGCAAGCGUGGACAAUGGUACAUCAGCCUGGGGCAAACCCCCUGGGGGCUGGGGUGACAGUAGCCCUGAAGGCUAUGGCCGAGCUGGAGGCCCACCAGGAUCUGCCCCCUGCAAGCCAGCCUCUAAAUCUAUGCAAGAUGGCUGGGGAGGUGGAGAGGACAUGGGCCUGUCGACAGGGCAGUGGGAGCAGGAUGAGGGUGACAUGUGGAACAGCACAGCCUCUCAGGAGAGCAGCUCAUCCUGCAGCUCAUGGGGCAACCAGCCUAAGAAAGGUUCUCAGAAGCCGAAGGUUCCUAACAAACAAGACGAUGCCUGGAUUAUGACCCGUCUGAUUAAGCAGCUGACAGAUAUGGGUUUCCCUAGAGACCCUGCAGAGGAGGCUUUGAAGAGCAACAAUAUGAACCUGGACCAGGCUAUGAGUGCCCUGUUAGAGAAGAAGACUGAAUUAGAUAAGCGAGGGCUGGGAAUCUCUGACUACAGUAAUGGCCUCGUCAACAAGCCAAUGAGCUGCAGGCCUUCAAUCAUCUCCAAAGACUCCUCCUCAGACCGUCCUGCCUUCCUGGACAAGGACGGAGGACUAGCGGACGAUGCCCAAACUUCACCAUUUAUGCCUUCUCCCAGCCUGAAGCUCCCGUUGGCUAGUGCUGCCCUCCCUGGCCAGAGUCUUGGGGUCACAAUGCAAAACUUGAACAACAGACAGAUGCAGAGUGGCAUGUUUGGCAGUAGUGGAGCAGCACAAACCCGGGCCCUGCAGCAGCCUCCUCCUCAGCCAGCAGUGCCACCUCUCAACUCCUCCCAGCCUAGUCUACGUGCUCAAGUGCCUCAGUUUCUCUCCCCUCAGGUUCAAGCACAGCUCUUACAGUUUGCAGCAAAAAACAUUGGUCUCAACCCUGCACUUUUAACCUCACCAAUAAACCCUCAGCAUAUGACCCUGUUGAACCAACUCUACCAUCUGCAACUGGCAUACCAGCGUUUACAAAUUCAACAGCAGAUGUUGCAGGCACAGCGUAACGUUUCUGGCCCUAUCAGACAACAGGAGCAGCAAGUUGCACGUACAAUCAAUAACAUGCAGCAGCAGAUCCAGCAGCACCAGCGGCAGCUGGCCCAGGUUCUGCUGGUGAAGCAGCAGCAGCAGCAGCCUCCUCCCUCUCAUCCCAGCCUGCAUCCCAGCGCAGGCAAAUCAGCACUGGACGCAUUUCCUUCACACCAACAGGCAUCAGGCCUCUCUGUCUCUGACCUGCCGACCAAAGAGCCGCAGUCUUCUCCCAACUCCUUCUCCUCUUAUACUCUCUCUGGAUUGAACCCCAACAUGAAUGUAAACUGCAUGGAGGUGGGAGGUCUGUCCAUGAAGGACUCUCCUCAGCCUCAGUCGCGCCUGUCACAGUGGACGCACCCCAACUCCAUGGAGAAUCUCUCUGGCAGCUCCUCGCCUAUGGAACCUGGCCUAAGCAAGCAUGGUGCCAUCUCUGCAGGUCCAAACCUCGGUGCUCCAGGUAAACCCAGUCUGGAUGACUCCUACAACCCAUAUAACCUGAUGCAGGGCACUGACUCUCCUGCCAGUCCACUGGUGACCCCGGAGAGCUGGGGCCAGAGCAAGAAUGCCAAUGACAAGAUGUCCAAUGGGACCAACAUCAGCUGGCCACCAGAGUUCUGCCCAGGAGUGCCCUGGAAAGGACUACAGAAUAUUGACCCUGAGACGGACCCCAAUGUGACCCCAGGAAGUGUCCCCAGUGGCCCCACCAUCAACACCAACAUUCAGGAUGUGAACCGCUACCUGCUCAGAGACAGGAGUGGAGGCAAGCUCUCAGACAUGAAGUCCACUUGGUCGCCAGGGCCCAUCUCGCACACACAGGCCUCACUGUCCCAUGAGCUAUGGAAGGUGCCUCAGGGACCGAGGAACACUACAGCCCCCACACGUCCUCCACCUGGCUUGACCAAUACCAAGCCCUCCUCCACCUGGGGGGGCAGCAGCCUAGGCUUGGUGCCCGGCUGGAGCGGUUCUUACUCCUCAGGUACCACAUGGAGUACAGACAGCUCCAACAGGACCAGCAGCUGGCUGGUACUAAGGAAUCUUACACCCCAGAUUGACGGCUCUACUCUGCGGACGCUGUGCAUGCAGCAUGGCCCCUUAAUCACAUUCCACCUCAACCUGACGCAGGGCAACGCUGUGGUACGCUACAGCUCCAAGGACGAGGCUGGCAAAGCCCAGAAGUCCCUGCACAUGUGUGUGCUGGGCAACACCACCAUCCUGGCAGAAUUCGCUGGAGAGGAGGAGGUGAACCGCUUCUUUGCACAGGGUCAAUCACUCACACCCACCACCAGCUGGCAGGCCAACCCAGGCACCAAUCAGACGCGGCUUGGGGGUGGAGCAUCUGCCACGUCGCACCCCAUUGGCCACUGGAACACCGGCAGCCUGGGAGGAGGCGGAGCUAGCAGUGCAGCUAAGGCAGGCAACGAGCUGCUAUGGGGGGGUGUGCAGCAGUACUCCAGCCUUUGGGGGCCGCCCAGUACAGAGGAGGGCCGAGUGGUAGGCAGCCCAACCCCUAUUAACACGCUGCUUCCUGGAGACCUGCUGAGUGGAGAGUCCAUGUGAGGGAGUCGACUCAGGAGGAGAAUUAUGAAUAUUAAAAAUAAAAAUGAACAUGAAACAAACAAAAAAAAAAACUUGAAGAAAUAUAAUUACGCAGGAGCAAAAACCAAGCAAAAUCAUGUGGUGAUAAUCAGCAUAAGUGGAACUGUGAACCAAGAGACAGGAGGCUGAAGAUACACUUGUAGAGGCUGCUGACCUUCUUCCUCUUCGCCUCCUUUUUAUUUUGCAUCAUUUCAGUGGAUUUUUGUGUUGUUGUUGUUUUUGUUUUGUUUUGUUUUUCAUGUGAGGCUUUGGUUACAGUAUUUUCUAAGACUUUUGGAGAAGAGCAAGUGACUAAACUAAAAGGAAAUAGAACCUUUAAUUACAAACUUUCUCUUAAUAACUGAAAACUGUGUGAAACUGUAUUUUACUACAACUGAUCAGACAAGCUGCCAUUUUUAAAUGUCCCCUGGCACAAGCCCCUCAUCACCCCAGAUACACCGUACGAGCCUUCCUCCCUACUCCCCCAAAGAAAUGCAUCAUUCCUAUCAGCCCUUCCCUUUAGACUGUAUCCAUUGCUUUUUGUUCAUCUGUUAGCCUGGCGGGUUCGUUUAACAGCACUAAACUAGCCUUAACUGCUUACCAGCCCCAUCUCCCACACACUCACUCUGGGCUUACAGAAGAGAUGGAUCAGAGAAUUGCACAUUUAUCUCACUUUCGAGCCAGCAGAGAAGAAAAGUUCCAUGCUUGACUUGGCACACAGGCCACAGCACACAUCUGCUUUUCCUCCAGACCUCAGCCAUCACCCUCGUCUGUCCGCAUCACUAUUAAAGGGACAGACGUGCGGCUGGUGUUUACUCAUCUGCAGGACAGGCUGAGCAACUAGUUGCCAGCGUGUGUAUGUGUUUGUGUGCUGCAUUAACCACUGUCUUCAGAACUUUUUAACAAAACACUUGGAACACACCACACAGAACGAAUGGUCAAAACACGUUCGUUUCCUUCUCUUCUGCUCCAGGAAUGAUCUCAGUUAUUUGUGACCCGGUGGGGAAAAAAAAGAAUCAUGUUUGUCGGACGUGCAAUAUGCCACAGACUCUUCCGUCCAUCAUUAUACAGAGCUUAUGCUGGUGAAGUUUCCUUUCUUUUCUAAAAAUCUGAGGUUGGGGCACAAAAACAGUUGUUGUCCAUCAUCCACCAAGUACGGGGACAAAGAGGAAGACUUCCUCAAGGUCUGUGAGCUUGUAGUGAAGACGAUCACUAGCACUUCCUUAAAAGACACAAAUUGACCAUAGCAGGAUGUGGGCUUCAAACCAAAUAAGUGUUUCUUGUAACCCAGUAGACAAGGUGCAUUUUUCUGUUGUAUUUGGUACAAAAAUAACAGAACAAAGAGACUGGUUUGAAAAAUGGGUGGUUUAUCAUAGCACUUACAUAGAGCGUCAAGCUCCAACUUCAAUGCCAACAAAUCACACAUGGAAAGCUGAAACUGAAAAAAGCAAAGAAAAAGCAAUCUACAUAGCUUUUCCAUGCUCUUUUUUUUUUUUUUUUUAAACUCUAAAUGGAUUAUUUUUUUCCUUAUGUCCCUCCCUCGGAUGGACGUCAAAUGGUAGCAAAUGAAGGGUAGUUUAAAGAGAAAAAAAAUCAUGCAAAACUGAUUCUGAAGCAUUCUCGUAUUUUAUAUAUAUAUAUAUAUAUAUAUAUAUAUAUAUAUAUAUAUAUAUAUAUAUAUAUAUAUAUAUAUAUAUAUAUAUAUAUAUCUCAAAGUAACUAUUACUGUUACAGUACUCCAAAAUUGUUAGCCUUUUGUCUGGAGAUGCUAGACAUGUCCAUAUGUGGUAAUAGAUCCUGCGGGGCCCUUACGCCUGGCGGCCCCACCUUCCUUGGAUAAUAAGUGUGGCCACUGAGUGCCUAUCUGUUGUGGCGCCCACUGUGCCCACGCUGACUCUGACGCCACUGUGCCAGACCGGUGCGCCCGAUGCCAGAGCGUACUUGGAGCUGCUGUUUGGCCUGGCGCAGAGUGGCAGCUCUCUCAGAAAUGGCCCGACAGUACUCUUGCGCCAGCAUUUGACCUCGUCUCAACUCUCUUAAAACUCUCUUUCUUUUCAUGCAAAGAUCACUUUAGCUGGAAGUGGACAAGAUCCUUUCACGUCAUUUUCAAUUAUUGGUUGUAUUUUUAUUUUAUUUUUUAUUCCCUGGAAUUGCAAGUGUUGUUGUUUUUUUGUCAACAUUGCUGUUAUUGUUGUCUUUAUGAUACUUUAUGCUCUUUAAGUGUGUGUGUGUGAGUGUGAGUGAGCGUUGAACUGAGUGAGAGUUCAUGCAGUGGUCUUUUACAGUAGCUGCUCUAUACCAGCCCCUUUCACUGCACAUAUGCAGGAACAUUUGGAGAGAGAGGCAUGUCUACACUUUUUAAUUGCAACAGUUCAUGUUACUAUGCCAUGUCAGCAAAUCACGCUGAUCUAGAACGACGGUUUGGGGAUUUUCCUUUUUCCGGGUUGCUUUUAUGGAUCGACUGAGUUUAGGGCACAUCCUACUGGAAUUAGGGAACUGUAUUUAAGAGUAUUAGACAUGCUCAGCCUGCCUGCUACCUCUCCAUUACCCAGUCUCUCUCUUUCCUUCUGUCUGCCUCCUGUUUAUUCUGGCACUGUCCUGCAAGGCUGUACUCAUACUGGUGCUGAAGACGAACAACACAGCGCAACUCUUUCUUUACCACUUCUCUUUAUUGUAGUAAUAAAAGCAAAUUACAAGAGAGACCCUCUUUUUCUAUGCAAAGUCUGAGUGAGAGGUUAAUGUUCACGGUCACUCAAUACAGCCCAUCAUUUCCUGACUUUGUUUGUUUGUUGUUGUCUAGCGUUUGCUGGUUUCUGAGCAGGCAGCUUCCUGUAACUGUGGCCUUCAGUGUUCAUACGUUUGCAUCUCUGAACGCCAGUCCUGAGAAAUCAUCCUAUAUGUUUGAAUUUCGCCCUUGUUGCUUUCUCUCUGAACGACUUCUUAAACUAUGUGCAUGCAAUCUCAGGGCAGACUCGGAGAACUCCAAAUGUAGUUUACCCAAAGGAGGGAAUUCAUAUAUUGUUAAGUGAUUUUUUAAAAAUUAUUAUUUUUGCAAUUUUAUAUUGCUUUAGAUGUAUUUCAUAUUGGUUAGAAUUAGUGCGUCUAUAAUGGUGGGCGUAUCGGGAAAUUCUUUUUGCGUUUGCCUUUCUAGGUACGAGUUCUUCAGUAUGCAUCCUCUUUUCUGUGAUGUUACCAAAAAUGUUAAUUUCUCGAACAUGAAGUGUAAAAAAAAAAGAAAAAAGAGAGAGAGAGAAAUGUCUGUGAAGAUUUCCAGUAGAUUGUUGAAUACAUGGAGAUGGAAAGGUAGAAUGCAGGCUGGCAUCAAGACAGACGGGGGUGGCACCUUGUCCCAGGCAUUAAAAUUCUCCAGGAAGGACUGCUGCAAACAGGGAUUCUUAGGUAUGCUGUAGAUGGUUUAUGUUAACAUGGGGGUGCAUCUUUUUUUUUUUUUUAAACCAAAAAUGAGAGAUUUGGCCUGAGAUUUGCUUUUAGGAAACUUUAAAACCUAUAGUACUCUCUUGGCUGAAGUGCUUCUUUCAGCAAGCCUUUUAUGGCCUAUGGGAGUGAACAGCUGACUGUGGAGAUACUGUACUGGAGGUAUUCACUUCUGUUCUGACCAAGAGCAGACUAUUUUUCACAGUUCGAGGUCCACAUAGGUGCCAGCUCCAUGACUGCUCUGGAGCUCAAGCGCCUCCAAUAUUUCAGAAUUAAAUAUCUCAGUUUUAGGCCCAGUUUAAAAUGUAUGCAUUAGGGAUGGGCGAUACGGACUUAAAACUAUAUCACAAUAUUUUCUGGUAUUUUAUUGCGAUAAUGAUAUCAGUGACGAUAUAAAUGUAUUACCAUUCACCACUGUUUUUGGCUACAAGUGACCGCUGCAUACAGUCUUGAGAGCAUUGAUCUAAAAGUUUGAUGAAUUGAUCAAACAUUGAUCUAAAAGUAAAACUGAUUUUUCUGUAACCAAACCAGUUCCAGAUUGUAGAGGUAGGUCCUCAUUUAGUGAUAAACUCCUCCUCAGCUUCACGUCCGCCUUCCGCUGUACUUGUUUUCGUUCUGUACGUGAGCUGCGAAUGGGUCACCCACAGAAUUAUGUCAUCAACUAAGCUUUAUCGUUUAUUAUCGCAGGAAGACUAAUUCUUAUUGUGGGGAGAAUUUCUACCGGUAUAUCGCAAAGGAUUAGAUAUCACCCAUCCCUAGUAUGCAUACUUUGUUAACUUUGUUAACCUCUUGUUGUAGUGUCUGCUAUAGAAACAUCUGUCUUCUGUAUUCCCCGUUCACAAAGUCAGUGACACUGUGUAACAAAGGCUGUAAUUGGUUCACAUCGAGAGCUGGGCCUUUAAAGGCUGUGUCCCAUACUGCAUACUAGCAUCCUAAAUAAUAUGGGAAACUAGCAUACCACCUAUUGUAGGUAAGCUACAGCAGUGUACAAUUUUUACAUAGUGCUGGCUUGCAGUUUGGGACCGAGCCAACAUCAGGAGGUGCCGCUGUCGUUAAAAUCAUCCAGGUUAUUUGGUUUCAGAUUUUGAUUACUCACAGCUCCUGAACCAGCUGCUGAGGCUCGCAGUGCUGUGCGGGUGUUUCUAACAGAAAUAGAAUGCUGUUGAGUGCUGUGAUCAGAAAAAAAAAGGGUCAACCUUUAGCAAUUUAGUUUUAUGUGAAGGCUGGGAUAUUGUUUUUAUGAAAUUGUAGAACAUCACUCAUUUGAAGGAGGUUGUUAACACCCCAGUGAUAUUCAUAAGUUGGUGCCUAUGGACCUAUUGCAUCAGGACAAGAGCACAUGUCAGUUAGUACCAAGUCUUGAAAGGGGAAAGGCCCUAGUGAGUGACACUAGUAACAAUCACUAUUGCCGGUCCCCAACAGCUCCCCGCCCGUAAACACACACACACCUUUUUUUUAUUCCAAACUGCCUUGCUUUAAACUGUACUCAAAGCCACCUGACUGUCACAUUCACAAGUGGGGUAAAGUGAGUAAUCCCCGUGAACACCCAAGUCCCGUAAGGCUUGUCUCCUCUUUCUGUACCUCACUAAAUAUCCAGUCCACUGCUGUGGAUUUGUUUUAGGACUAAUGCACCCCGCUCCCCAACGAUCAGAAUGGCUGAGCCAAAAACAAAACAAAAAAAGGGGGGGGUUAGGGAAGGAAAGCGAUCAGCUCAAAGAGAAUCCGAUCUUUUCUAAGGUCUUGGGUAGAUUAUGCACAUACUGGUUUAUAUACAUGCACAUUUGAAAACGUAUGUAUGUAUAUAGCUGGUUAACUCUUUCCACUUUACCUUCAUUUACUCUCCCAGGCCAAUUUAAAUGCCAACUCCUAUAUUUUUCUCUGUGUACCCCUAUUGAAAGUAUAAACAUAUCAAAAUGAUACAAAAUGAAAGAUAUACUAAUACUUGAAUCAAAAGAAGCGCCAAUAAUGUAAUGUGAAACUUUUUGUAAUGAUUUUUGUCAUUCAUACACUUCCAAGCUUUUUGAUAACAUCAGUUCAAAAUGAACUAAAAACAUUUGUGUGGAUAUUAAAAAAAGAAAAGGAAAAAAAAAAAGCAAAAUGACAUCUAUAGUAUGUGUUUGCACAAGACUGCGUGUGUGUGUUUGUGUGUGUGUGUUCUGAUGGGUGAAUGACUGUGAUUGUUCAUGUCUGUACAAGUGGGCAAAGGUUCAAAAUAUAGUGUGCGCUCUUAUAGUGGGUUAGUUUCCCACCUUAUGGUUUAAUUCAAUAUCUUUACAGGUUAUUUGCCCUUUUUUGCCUUUUUUGCUAGUCUGUAGUCAGAAACCUAUUUGGAUGUGUUGUUAUUAGCUUCUAGCGUUGCACUGAGUGUCUGCCUCCCCUCUUUCAGCUAAUCGUACAACAUGAAAUAAAGUACAGAGGGAUACGGUGACAAUUCACGUGUUAAUGUUUACUCAAGGACUUAGAGGAAAAAAAAAGUGUUUUUAUCUGUAAUAUGAUUAUCUACUUUAUAGUGGCUUUUAUUGCUUUCAUGAAAAAUAAUUGAGUAUUGCACCAUUUUUUUUCCCCGGAUUAUAAAAAUGAAAAGGAAAAAAAAAAAAAAUAAAUAAAUAAAUCAUUGUGGCCAUAGGUUGGUGUAGAUGGACUUGUAACUUUCAGUGUCAGUUCCAUGCUAAAUGGAAAAUGAUAAAAGAAGUUUGUUACAAGGCUUAUUUCAGUGGUGCCUAACUUUUUUUUUUUUUUUUUUUUUUUUAAAUAUAUAUAUUAUCAUAAUUUUUUUCCUCCAAGGCCACCAACAGUUUACAAGCAUUUCAUGUUGUUCAAAGAAAAGGAAAUUACUGUGGGAAUGUCCAAAGAAAGGACAUACUUCCAUCAUGAAUAACAAAAACACUUUACUGAAUGAAGAUUAUUGUGCUACUUGCAGAACUCUGGGAUUGAUCAGUGUUGUCAUGUUGUGAUUCACUUAUUUUUUUAUUUUUUAUUUUUAUUUUUUUUUUCUAAAUUUUAUUUCUGUGUUGUCAUUGUUGAGUUCAUGGACUAUUAAAGUCUGUAUGUUUUUCCUUUGUGCAAAUAAUUGCUCACUAUCUUGCACAUACAUAAAAAGUGGAUCAUGUCUCAGGAAGGCAAGGGUUCCAGAGUACCAACUCCACCCCAUUUUAAUGUUCAUUUUUAUAAGGAGAAGAAGAAGAAAAAAUCGAUUAAGAAAAUGAAGCACUGAAGGUUAUGGAUUUCAGAAGAAAAAUACCUUUUGUUUCUAAAUCCGUAGCAGUUACAUAUUUACCAAAUAAUGGACUCUAAAUGAACUUUAAACAAUGGAGUGCUUUAUUAUUAAAAAAAAAAAGUCUAUAUAUUAAAAUUGCUUUACAUUUUAGACAAAGUGGUCAAUGAUUUUGAUUGUUCAAAAGACAGUAAAAGAGCAUACAAGUACUGUAUGUGGUAAUCUUUAUUGUAUUUUCUUAACAUGAGGUCCCUUCCUGUUGAAAUCAGGAACAUUUGUGCAUUAUUAUUUCUUUCCUUUCUGCCAUUCUCUCUUGUGGCGGGUAUUAUAUAUGGAAAACAAAUGUAUAAAAGCAUUUCUUCUGCAUCAAUUUGAAGGAUUGAAAGUGAGCUGGUUUUUAAGGAUCAUGAUCUAUGCACAAGUGGGGUGUAGAGGUGUAAAGACCUCUGUGACCCAUCUCAUGGGAUUCGGGGAAUUACUUUUGGGCUUUCCUUCCAUUGUACUCAUUAUGUUGCCUCUUUAUUCCUGUCAGCAUCUCUUAUUAAUCAUGUACUACAGUACCAGUACUUUACCAUGCUGUUAAUUCCUAAACCAAUGAGCAUCUCACUCUAAAGCACUGUGGGGUUUUUGUAGCCUGUGAUAAGGGUGUGUCUUGUGUGUUAUCUUUGUUCCUGUGUUACCUAGGGUGGGGGUGGGCAGAGGGUUGCUUUUGCCUUUUAAAAUAUUAAGGAAAAUGCCUGUACUGAGAUUUUAAAAUGACAGUGGCUUUUAAUGUUUCUCUCUCUCUCUCUCUCUAUCUCCCUCUCCCUCCCUCUCUCUCUCUCUCUCUCUCUAUCUAUCUCACUCUCCCUCUCCCUCUCCCUCUCCCUCUCUCUCUCUCUCUCUGUCUCUGUCUCUCUCUGUCUCUGUCUCCUCAUAGAAUGUGAUUGUUGAUGACAUGCACCGAAAUGUUUCAUGAACAAUGGAGCUUCUUUCAACCUAUUAAUAAAUUGCAUUUUUUUGGCUGUAA
Ictalurus punctatus (channel catfish) is the source of this 13903-nucleotide messenger RNA. RefSeq names its product trinucleotide repeat containing adaptor 6C1 (gene tnrc6c1). Gene Ontology annotation, molecular function: RNA binding; protein binding. Lineage: Eukaryota; Metazoa; Chordata; Actinopteri; Siluriformes; Ictaluridae. The coding region runs from base 819 to 6227 and encodes 1802 amino acids. The transcript has 22 exons. Gene Ontology annotation, cellular component: P-body; nucleoplasm. The record is from RefSeq and is a predicted model, not a curated record. Gene Ontology annotation, biological process: positive regulation of nuclear-transcribed mRNA poly(A) tail shortening; miRNA-mediated post-transcriptional gene silencing.